GAAUAAUCCACAUCUAGGGCAAGCAGGCUGAGAGGCGAUCCAGUGCUCAGCUCCUCUCUGCAGGCUGAGAGAAGAGACAGAGAGAGAGAAAGACAACGAUUUUCAACGCAGGAGGAAAAGCGUGAGAUUUUGACGGACCGGGGAAGAUACCAAGAACAGGAGAAGAUUUUCGUCCGAGGAUAUUAUUUAUUUAUACAUAUUGUUUAUAUAUCUAUAUAUAUAUUUGUACACACACAUAUAGAUAUUUCUAUAUAUACAUUUAUCCCUGUACAUAACUGUAUUAGUGCUCGUCUGUUUAUAUUCAUAUUUUUAUAUGUAUUUGUGUGUGUAAAUAUAUAUGAUAUAUAAGCAAAAGAAUAUAUAUAUAUAUAUCUAUGAAUUUAUAUGCGUAUCACUGUGAACCAAGAGAAGCAAGAGGAAAUUUCUACCAUCGGGGCUGGUCUCUGAUUGUGUGGUCGUAUACAAUAUUUUGAAUUUUUCCUUUUGAUCUUCUACGUCAAGAGGACAAAGACUACGUGCCCAUUUUGUAUUUUUGUUUUCCCGUUGCCGCUUCUCCUCUCUCUUGAUCCUUUUUUUUUUCUUCUUUUUUCUUUUUCUACAUCCGAAAGGAAUAAAGCGGAGAGAGUGGCAAGGAUUUGACAAAAACGAAAAAAAUCUCUAAAAAUUCCUGCGAUCGGCGUUAUUUCCGUCGGCAUUAGCGCUCCGUGAGCCGAUCACAGCGUGUACUGUGAGAUCUGAGGAGGCAGCAGAGACAGAGUGCCACGCCGCUCAGCUCAGCUUCGGUCCAGCCAGCGCAGCCGGCAUGCACAAACACCACCACUGCUGCAAGUGCCCCGAGUGCUACGAGGUGACCCGUAUGGCUGCCCUGCGCAGGAUGGACGCCCCGUCGUACGGAGGAGACUGGCAGGCCGAGCCCUAUGGAUACCCGCCGGGGUACGGGGGAGGCCAGACCUUACCCCCUCCGGCCUCGGGGGGAGGUGGAAGCAUGGGAGGAGGAGGAGGAGGAGGAGGUGGAGGUGGUGGUGGAGGCAGCGGUGGAGGAGGAGGAGGAGGAGGAGGAGGGGGCACUUUGGGGAGAAGUAAGGGCAAGAGUAUGGCUGGUGGGGGCCCUGGAGGCCCCAACCCGAAGGGCCAUUCCAAGUGUGGCCCCAAAGUCAACGGCAACUCCAGUGGACAAGGAGGAUGGUGGCCCGAGUGCACCUGCACCAACCGGGAGUGGUACGACCAGGCCAACCCUCCCCCCAUCAUCGUCAACGCGGACUCAAUAGAUGCGGGCCCUUAUGUAAAUGGCAGUGAUGGGAUGUACAAAUAUGAAGAGAUCAUUUUGGAGCGGGGGAACUCUGGCCUGGGCUUCAGCAUUGCUGGAGGAAUAGACAAUCCCCACAUUCCCGACGACCCGGGGAUCUUCAUCACCAAGAUAAUUCCCGGUGGAGCGGCUGCUAUGGACGGAAGGCUCGGCGUGAACGACUGCGUGCUGCGGGUGAACGAAGUGGACGUGUCCGAGGUGGUUCACAGUCGGGCGGUGGAGGCCCUGAAGGAGGCGGGGCCAGUGGUGCGGCUGCUGGUCCGACGGAGGCAGGCGCCACCCGAGACGAUCCUGGAGGUCAACCUGCUGAAAGGGCCCAAAGGCCUUGGAUUCAGCAUUGCUGGAGGGAUCGGCAACCAACACAUCCCAGGAGACAACAGCAUCUAUAUUACCAAGAUCAUAGAGGGAGGAGCCGCCCAGAAAGAUGGACGGCUGCAGACCGGAGACCGCCUGCUCGCUGUGAACAACAUCGUGCUGCAGGACGUGCGUCAUGAGGAGGCGGUGGCUGCGCUGAAGAACACCUCUGACAUGGUUUACCUCAAGGUGGCCAAGCCGGGACCUGUGCACCUCAAUGACAUGUACGCCCCUCCAGACUACUCCAGCAGCCUGGCCCUCCCUCCAGCCUUUCCCACCAUGGUGGACAACCACGUCGGCCACAACUACAUGGGGGCGAUGGAGCCCAAGCCAGUGUACCCGCCGCCCCAGGUCACCCCGUCCAGGUACUCGCCAGUUCCCCGUCACAUGCUGGGGGAGGAAGACUUCACAAGGGAGCCGAGGAAGGUGUUGCUGCACAAGGGCUCCACAGGCCUGGGCUUCAACAUCGUCGGCGGCGAGGAUGGAGAGGGCAUCUUCGUCUCCUUCAUCCUGGCAGGAGGUCCGGCUGACCUGAGCGGCGAGCUGAGGAGGGGCGACCGGAUCCUCUCGGUGAAUGGAGUGAACCUAAGGAAUGCCACACAUGAGCAGGCGGCUGCAGCACUGAAGAGAGCUGGACAGACUGUCACCAUCAUAGCUCAGUACAGGCCUGAAGAGUACAGUCGCUUUGAGUCCAAGAUCCACGACCUGAGGGAGCAGAUGAUGAACAGCAGCAUGAGCUCAGGAUCAGGCUCCCUGCGCACCAGUGAGAAACGCUCCCUCUAUGUCAGAGCUUUGUUUGACUAUGAUCGAACGAGGGACAGCUGCCUGCCAAGCCAAGGCCUGAGCUUCUCCUACGGCGAUAUCCUCCAUGUCAUAAACGCUUCUGACGACGAGUGGUGGCAGGCGCGUCUGGUCACGCCGCACGGAGAGAGCGAGCAGAUUGGGGUCAUCCCGAGCAAGAAAAGGGUGGAGAAGAAAGAGCGGGCCAGGUUAAAAACAGUCAAGUUCCACGCCAGGACGGGCAUGAUUGAGUCCAAUAGAACAGUCAAGGUUAAGCGCAAAAAAAGCUUCAACCUCUCACGCAAGUUCCCGUUUUACAAGAGCAAGGAGAAUAUUGUGCAGGAGUUGGGAGAUUCUGAACAAUGCCUGACAUCCAACACAAGUGACAGUGAAAGCAGUUCGAAGGGUCAAGAGGACACAAUACUUUCCUAUGAGCCCGUCAUUCGACAGGAAAUCCACUACACGCGGCCUGUGAUCAUACUGGGCCCAAUGAAGGACCGAGUAAACGAUGACCUCAUCUCCGAGUUUCCCCACAAGUUCGGCUCCUGCGUACCUCAUACGACUCGUCCGAGGCGAGAGAACGAGAUGGACGGCCAGGACUACCACUUCGUGGGCUCGCGAGAGCAGAUGGAGAAGGACAUUCAGGAUAACAAGUUCAUCGAGGCGGGCCAGUUCAACGAGAACCUCUAUGGGACGAGCAUCUUGUCGGUCAGAACUGUGGCGGAGCGGCAGGGGAAGCACUGCAUUCUGGACGUGUCGGGGAACGCCAUUAAACGACUGCAGCAAGCACAACUUUAUCCGAUCGCCAUCUUUAUUAAACCAAAAUCCAUUGAAGCCCUAAUGGAAAUGAAUAAGAGGCAGACGUACGAGCAGGCCAAUAAAGUCUUUGACAAGGCGGUGAAGCUGGAGCAGGACUUUGGAGAGUAUUUCACAGCUAUUGUACAGGGUGACUCACUAGAGGAGAUCUACAACAAAAUCAAGCUAAUCAUCGAGGAGCAGUCCGGCCCCUACAUCUGGAUCCCGUCCUCAGAGAAGCUUUGAGCUCCCUGCCGUCCCCUCUGCAUCGGCGCAGAGCUCCCCUCCUGCCUCCCAGAGACCCCACCUAAGCCCAAAUACCCCCCCUCCCUCGUCCCCUUGCCCCCUCCCCUGCCUCCUCCUCACUUCCUUUUUGCAGAUAUGUUUCAUAUCAAGUUUUAGUGUCAUCAUUAUGUUACUCUCUAAAUGAAAAAGAAGUCUUAUCACCAUUACUGUGACUGUGCACACCCCCCUGCAUGAGUUUCUCAACAAAUCCAUUCAAGACUGGAAAUGCCAUUCCAAAGGAAUUUGUCAAACGAAAACGAAAGGGAAGAAAUCCUUUUGUGAACUGGGACUGCCUGAAGAUCAGAAUGUUACAGGAAUCUGGAAAGAGGAGUUGGGCUUCAAAAAAAAAAAAAGAAGUAGCAGGGAAACGGAGACAAAUCGGACCAAGUUGGAACACUUUGUAAAUGUUCAUCAAAAUCACAUUUAAAAAAGACGUGCCAGAUGAGAAGUGAAGACCAAUUAAGGUUUGUCUUUUCUUUUUCUAAAGAGACUGGAUAAAAUCGAGCCCUGCUGAUGGUAUUGUUGGAGGAGGUCGUCUCUCUUGUUUAUAAAGACUGAGGAAAUUAGUGGGGCCUACAAACUGGCGAUCUAUUUAUCACGAACCAGCUUGCUGUUUGGUCGUCUGCCAGUUGUCUGUGCUGCAGCUGAUAAAGACAUCUCGGGAGGCAGGUCAAGAGGAAGAACCGCGUUGUGAAUCUCUGCAUUUAUAUUAUGAAAUCACAAGAUAAAUUAUAAAAUCCCACUGAGAUUUUACUACAUAUUAAAAACUACACAUUUUACACUUCACUAGAAUUGUCAAUUUGGAGGGCUGUGAGAUUUUCUUUCUUUCUUUUUUUUUUUCUUCUUUCUUUGUGGGAUUAUUUGCUUGUGGUUUUUAGCUGCUCUGUGUAAAGGAUGGAGGUAGAGAUGUGUAACUGGGCUCUCUGCAAAACACCAAACUGCCUUACAUCAAAUACAAAUUCUGUUUCGUGGCUACCUGUUGUGUGUGAGGGAGGCUGCUCGCGGUCCACGCCGAAAAGAGAGGAAAACUUCUCAUCUUUUCUUACUUUUACUUCUGUGUCCUCCAACUGCCAGGAGGCCCGACUCAAGUGCAAUAGUUGAAACAAAGUCUCACCUCUGCAAUAGAUUAAAUAAAAUCCCACCUGUGGGCGCUUUUUUUUUUCUCCCCAGUGCUUUCCUUCCUAUUUAAUGAUUUUUAAUUGGCCAUUGGAUUAGAAUUUGGACAGCCAGAGCCUCCGAACUCAUGUUGAGCAGCAGACCACCCGAUUACACUCUCUGCCUUCCUAGAGGAGUCUCUCUUCUGGUUGAAUGGUCACAUGGUACUGUCCUAUCUGCCGCCAUGACGGCGGCCUUAAAACGGGUAGAACAAGACAAUAAUUGUAUUGGAUGUCCUAACAAUUAAAGAGUAAAUUGAACCUGUU
Gasterosteus aculeatus aculeatus (three-spined stickleback) is the source of this 4941-nucleotide messenger RNA. The record is from RefSeq and is a predicted model, not a curated record. NCBI's taxonomy places the organism in Eukaryota, Metazoa, Chordata, Actinopteri, Perciformes, Gasterosteidae.